Molecule: messenger RNA, 2344 nt
Organism: Oryzias latipes (Japanese medaka)
Lineage: Eukaryota; Metazoa; Chordata; Actinopteri; Beloniformes; Adrianichthyidae
Gene: mab21l1
Product: mab-21-like 1
Source: RefSeq, a predicted model, not a curated record
GUGAGAGUCCCUGUUGUAAAAGAUAGCAACACCGGGCGCCUGCGUCGGGAGGGCGCACACCAUCACGCACAAUUACGCGGAACCGACCAGCAAAGAGCCAAAAAAUACUUUUUUUUUCUCUUCCCGGCGCAAAUGGACUUUUAACGACCCCGUCCGGAUCAUUUCGAGGACUUUAUUCGAUCACUUCAAUGAUAUUUACGCACAGCAGUGCAUGUUCUAAUUAUUGCGCAUGUGCUUUAAGCACGUGAUUGUUUUAUAAAUAUACCCCUUUUUCUAUUUAGAUUGCUCCUCUUCUUCUCUAAAAUUGGCUCCCGUACAAACAGCCGCGUUGGAUCCCUCGGCUUAUUGCGAGACUCCGGUGUAUAACCCGGAUCUCUGCCCUAAUAUGAUAGCCGCGCAGGCAAAGUUGGUGUAUCACCUCAACAAAUACUACAACGAGAAAUGCCAAUCUCGGAAAGCAGCCAUCUCCAAGACCAUACGAGAGGUGUGCAAGGUUGUCUCGGAUGUCCUGAAGGAGGUGGAGGUGCAGGAGCCCCGCUUCAUCAGCUCGCUCAGUGAGAUGGAUAACCGCUUCGAGGGGCUGGAGGUCAUUUCCCCCACAGAGUUCGAGGUGGUUCUCUAUCUGAACCAGAUGGGGGUGUUCAACUUUGUGGAUGACGGCUCACUCCCCGGCUGCGCCGUCCUUAAGUUGAGCGACGGCCGCAAGAGGAGCAUGUCUCUGUGGGUCGAGUUCAUCACAGCCUCCGGUUACCUCUCGGCGCGCAAGAUCCGCUCCCGGUUCCAGACGCUGGUGGCCCAGGCGGUCGACAAAUGCAGCUACAGAGAUGUUGUCAAGAUGGUAGCGGACACCAGUGAAGUCAAGUUGCGCAUUAGAGACCGAUACGUUGUGCAAAUCACGCCGGCUUUCAAGUGCACUGGGAUCUGGCCACGCAGCGCUGCGCACUGGCCCUUACCGCAUAUCCCCUGGCCCGGACCAAACCGGGUGGCAGAGGUGAAAGCAGAGGGCUUCAACCUUUUAUCCAAAGAGUGCUAUUCCCUGAACGGCAAGCAGAGCUCGGCGGAGAGCGACGCCUGGGUGUUGCAGUUCGCCGAAGCCGAGAACCGGCUCCUGCUGGGUGGGUGCAGGAAGAAGUGCUUGUCGGUGCUGAAGGCGCUGCGCGACCGUCACCUGGAACUGCCCGGACAGCCUCUGAAUAACUACCAUAUGAAAACUUUGGUUUCCUACGAGUGUGAGAAACACCCGAGAGAGUCGGACUGGGAUGAGAACUGCCUGGGCGACCGCCUGAACGGGAUUCUAUUGCAGCUUAUUUCGUGUUUGCAGUGCAGAAGGUGCCCGCAUUAUUUUCUGCCUAAUUUAGACCUGUUCCAAGGAAAACCUCACUCUGCGCUAGAGAACGCAGCCAAACAGACUUGGCGACUGGCGAGAGAAAUACUGACCAACCCCAAAAGCUUGGAGAAACUCUGAGGUAAAAAAAAGAAAAAAAAUCAAAAUAUAAAAUAAAAUAAAAUAUAGGUUGUCUUGAGACCUAACGGGCUCAAAUGAGGACAAAGGAAUUAACCAAUUUGCAAGUCUUGUGAAAUGUGUCUUUCAUUGUGAAAUAUGUUUUGGCAAAACCUAUUUUGAGAUUUAUUUUAAUUUCACAAUUUAUAUGGAACAAUCCUCGUGCACCUUUCGGUGGUAUUUAAAGUCCAAGUUUAAAUUAUUGGCAACAAUUUAUUUAAAAAAAAAAAAGGAAUAAUAAAAGGCCACCUCAGCAGCAGUUGGAAUAUUUUCAAAAUAAAUCCCCAUACAGUUUUGUUUUGUUUUUCUGGAAAAAAUGAAGAACAAAAAGAAAGCCCACAUCUCCCAUGUUUAUACUGUAAAUACAUUCAUCGAUUGUGAUUCAAGUGGUCUGGAUUUGUGAAUGUUGUUCUGUGACACGUAAAUAGGAUCCAACUGUUUAAAAAUCCACGUCGGAACUUUCUCUUUAUCUGAUAGAAACGUUAUUAAUUUAUACUUGCAUCAGUGGUAGUCAGACUCAACUGUUUCAAUUGACGUUUUUGAUUAUUUUUAUUUUUUUUGUCAUUUUGAUGGUAGGCGUACCACAUUUGUUCCAUCUAAAACAUUCCAUCAGUUUACUUGAAUUAUUUAAGAAACUACAAUAUUUUUUUUUCCUUAGGCUUACAUGACAAAAAAAGAAAGAAAAUGAUAUCUUAUAUAUAGUAUAUAUAUAAUACAGUUUUAAUUGGAAAAAAAAAUGCACUUGAAAUACACUGGAUUAUAACGUCUGUGAUCUGAAUUUCUUUUUUAAUUUUUUGUCUUUGGUCUAAUUUAAAGAGUUAAUAAAACGAGCUGUUUUAUAUA